Molecule: messenger RNA, 693 nt
Organism: Chaetura pelagica (chimney swift)
Lineage: Eukaryota; Metazoa; Chordata; Aves; Apodiformes; Apodidae
Gene: CCND3
Product: cyclin D3
Exons: 4
Coding region: 58-693 (211 amino acids)
Biological process (GO): regulation of cyclin-dependent protein serine/threonine kinase activity; positive regulation of G1/S transition of mitotic cell cycle; mitotic cell cycle phase transition
Cellular component (GO): cyclin-dependent protein kinase holoenzyme complex; nucleus; cytoplasm
Molecular function (GO): cyclin-dependent protein serine/threonine kinase regulator activity
Source: RefSeq, a predicted model, not a curated record
GGCUUUUGUCAGGUGUGCGAGGAGCAGAAGUGUGAGGAAGAGGUCUUCCCCCUGGCCAUGAAUUACGUGGAUCGCUACCUGUCCUCAGUCACCAUGAGGAAAAGUCACCUCCAGCUUCUGGGAGCAGUCUGCAUGCUCCUGGCUUCCAAGCUGCGAGAAACCAUGCCCCUGACUGUGGAGAAGCUCUGCAUUUACACAGACAACUCCAUCACGCCUCAGCAGCUCCUGGAUUGGGAGGUUCUAGUCCUGGAGAAGCUAAAGUGGGACCUGGUCUCAGUGAUAGCAAAUGAUUUCUUGGCUCACAUCCUCUAUCACCUCCCACUGCCUAAGGACAAGAUGGAGCUGGUGAAGAAACAUGCACAGACCUUUAUUGCCCUGUGUGCCACAGACUACACGUUUGCCCUGUACCCUCCCUCCAUGAUUGCGACGGGCAGUAUCGGAGCCGCGAUCCACGGCCUGACGGUCUCCGUGGACAGUGUCACCGGUGAGGCCAUCACCGAGCUGCUGGCCAGCAUCACUGGCACUGAAGUGGACUGCCUGAAAGCCUGUCAGGAGCAGAUUGAGGCAGCCUUAGCUGAGGGCCUGAAACAGGCAUCCCAAACCCAACAGGAAUACAGCACAGCCAAGACUGCAGCCUACCCAGCCAGCCAGCCCACCAGCACCCCCACAGACGUCACGGACAUCAACCUGUGA